AACGUUGGGUUUGCGAAUUGAGACCUUACCCCGCUGUCGAUAUAUUAUUUUUCCCUUUUUGCGCUUUUCUUUGACCACUUCUAUUAUAUUGGGUCAGUGAAGGAAUAAAAGAAGAGCCAAAAUGUCUGCAUCAAAUCUUCACCCCGAAGGCGAAAAUGAGGAAGACCUCUACCUCGACGAGGCCGACGCCGAAGAAAUCAUCCAAGCCGACGAAGACCACCCCAUGGACUCGGACGACGAAGAUCAAACAAUGCAAGAAGAAAUCACAAUCCAGAACGACUCUGUCGCGCAUUUCGAUCAUCACUCAGACUCUGUGUUUUGUAUUGCGCAACACCCCGUUCAUCAAUCCAUAGUGAUCACUGGCUCUGGUGACGAUACGGCUUAUAUAUUCGAUACAACCCCAUCGGAUGAACGGCCGUUACUCCCUCAAAGUUACGAGUCGAAUCCACAACCGAAAACGGAGCGGAAGUCGUUGGAGCCUAUUAAGAAGUUGGAUGGGCAUACGGAUUCUGUUAAUGCGGUGGCUUUCACAGGGCCUAAGGGUGAAUAUGCGCUGACCGCAGGGCUUGAUGGACGUUUGCGUGUAUACAGAGAUACGACGGCGCAAAAGACAGGGCUGAUGUGGGAGUUUGUCGCUGAAGCGCAGGAAGUUGAGGAGAUUAAUUGGUUGGCUGUAUGUCCGGCUCAGGAAGGUCAGGAGGAUAGUUAUAAUAUUGUCGCGAUUGGUGGAAAUGAUGGUAGUGCUUGGGUUUUUAAGAUUGAUCAUACGGAUUCUACGCAGCCGAUUUCGAUUAUUCAGACAUUCUUUCAACAUACUAUGUCCUGUACGGCGGGUGCAUGGACUCCCGAUGGGAAACUUUUGGCGACUGUCUCGGAAGAUGGUAGUUUCUAUGUCAAUGAUGUAUUUGGACAAGCUGCUGCAGCGGGCGUAGCUUACUCUGCGGGUACAACUGCGGUUGUUGGAUAUACAGCAGAAGAUCAGCGAUUUGCUGUUGAAGGUGGAUUGUACUCUAUUGCUAUAUCCCCCUCGGGCGCUAUAGCUGCUGUCGGUGGUGCCGAAGGUCAUAUCAAAGUGGUCGGUUUGCCUCGUUUGCAAGCACCUGCAGCUAAAUCGAAAUCCAAGGCCGCACCCGCUGCCACAGGCUCACAAGCGUCGGGCGCUGGCGCCCUUCUUGCUUCUUUACAAGCACAGUCGGAUAGUGUGGAAAGCUUGUCGUUUUCUUCCCUACCUCUGACAAUGCUUGCGGCAGGUUCUGUCGAUGGGUCAAUCUGUCUGUUUGAUGUCGCGCAUCGAUUCGCAGUACGAAGACAUAUCCGUGAGGCCCAUGAAGGAGCUACUGUAGUCAAAGUCGAAUUCUUGCAACAGCCUGCUCAAGCCGGUACACCGUUGGUCCGUUCUGGUCUACCAGGACCCGCCGCUAACGCAGUAGCUGCUCAUGCCGCUGGUCAAGGUCGACCUUGGAUUCUUACUUCUGCGGGAUUAGAUGGUGUGGUGCGACGAUGGGAUGCUCGAGGUGGAACUGCUGCGGCAGGGCAGGGUUUGCUUAAAGAAUGGAGAGGUCAUCUUGGGUUAGUUGAGACUGAGGGUGGAGAACAAUCUGGUGGUAUUCUGGGUUUCGUGCAGGGGAAUGCUGGUGGGAAACGGGUUGUCACUGCUGGUGAUGAUGGUGUUGUUCUUGUUUUUGAAGAAUAGACAAUUUGGCGUUUCUAACAAGAAAAGUCUCGAUUACUUGCAUGCAAAUAUACCAUUUCGUGAACG
Talaromyces stipitatus ATCC 10500 is the source of this 1759-nucleotide messenger RNA. Its product is annotated as 60S ribosome biogenesis protein Sqt1, putative. NCBI's taxonomy places the organism in Eukaryota, Fungi, Ascomycota, Eurotiomycetes, Eurotiales, Trichocomaceae. Gene Ontology annotation, molecular function: protein binding. The record is from RefSeq and is a predicted model, not a curated record. The coding region runs from base 122 to 1693 and encodes 523 amino acids. The transcript has a single exon.